AUGCCAACGUGGUGCCUCAUCAUUGACUUGACCACUUCAUAUUCGGCCCACAUGCCUACCGAUGAGUGGAGCCGGUGCAUGCAGGGCGUGAAUGGCGUGUUCGAUGUCGCCACGUCGACUCGUGAGCGCUGUGUGUGUGCAAUGCCCGUGAGUCGUUUGGCGUGUUGGGGCUCGAGCCAGACUCCCUUCGCCCAACCCCGUCCCAUGCCCAGAGCUAGUGCCCGCCUAGUUCCGAGCCUCGUUUGCAUCUUUUCGCGAUUUCGGCCGUCUGUCAACUUCUAUGGCCCGCGGUUUCGUCGUGUUCUGCACAACGCCGGGUCCCACGCCACUCCUCCAUUCAGUCGCCUCUCAUGGCCACCCCCGACUGCUCAUCCGCAAACCCUUGCCCAUUCGGUGUGUGUCGACACGUCCCAGCCCCAGAUAAGCUAA
Messenger RNA from Protopolystoma xenopodis, 429 nucleotides. Lineage: Eukaryota; Metazoa; Platyhelminthes; Monogenea; Polystomatidea; Polystomatidae. The record is from the annotation of a GenBank genome assembly.